Messenger RNA from Elephantulus edwardii (Cape elephant shrew), 2607 nucleotides. RefSeq names its product ZXD family zinc finger C (gene ZXDC). Gene Ontology annotation, cellular component: nucleus. The record is from RefSeq and is a predicted model, not a curated record. Gene Ontology annotation, molecular function: transcription coregulator activity. Gene Ontology annotation, biological process: regulation of transcription by RNA polymerase II. Lineage: Eukaryota; Metazoa; Chordata; Mammalia; Macroscelidea; Macroscelididae. The transcript has 10 exons. Bases 1 to 2607 code for a protein of 868 amino acids.
AUGGACACCCAGGGGCUUCCAGCGGCCGGGGCCGCGCGUGGAGGCCUACCCGGCGGCCCUGGCUCCGCCCCCGGCUGGUUCCGCCGGCUCAGCCCGGGGCCUGGGCGCCGCCGUCUGCUGCUGCUGUGCGGUCCCGAAGAUGGCGGCCCCGAUCCUCAGCGCGAGCAGGCCCCGGCUGGCCCGGAGCUGAGCCCGCCGCCCCCGGGGGACGCAGCCAGCGACGGCUCCUUCGUGGUGCUGCUGGAGGUGGCGCGCGGCGCCCCCGAGGGCUCCGAUCCUGCGCAGGCCGGGCGCGGCGCACGUCCCGCAGUUCCCCCGGACCAGGGCCCCAGCGGCCGGGCCUCCGCCCCCAGCCCUGCCGCCGCCCUGGCGGGCGCGCUCGCCGUCUCCGGUCAGGACCUGCUGGUGCGCCUCGACAACGGCGUCUUCACGCUGGCUUCGCCGUCGCCUCCCAGUAACCCGCCGACGCCGCCCGAGGGCGGCACCCAGGCCCCGGCAUCGGGCCAGGACCCCACGAGCGCUGCGGAGGGCCGCCGCGGGAGCGCGGGCGCGCAGGGGUACCCCUGCCCGGAGCCGCAGUGCGCGCAGGCCUUUGCCAGGAAGCACCAGCUCAAGGUCCACCUGCUGACGCACGGGGACAGCCAGGGCCGGCGACCCUUCAAGUGCCCGCUGGACGGCUGCGGCUGGGCCUUCACCACCUCCUACAAGCUCAAGCGGCACCUGCAGUCGCACGACAAGCUGCGCCCGUUCAGCUGCCCCGUGGGUGCCUGCGGCAAGAAAUUCACCACCAUCUACAAUCUCAAGGCGCACAUGAAAGGUCACGAGCAAGAGAACUUGUUCAAGUGCGAGGUGUGCUCAGAGCGCUUCCCCACGCACGCCAAACUCAGUUCCCACCAGCGCAGCCACUUCGAGCCGGAGCGGCCUUACAAGUGUGAUUUUCCCGGCUGUGAGAAGACUUUUAUCACAGUGAGUGCUCUCUUUUCCCAUAAUCGAGCCCACUUCAGGGAACAAGAAUUCUUUUCUUGCUCCUUUCCGGGAUGCAGCAAGCAAUACGACAAAGCCUGUAGACUGAAAAUUCACCUGAGAAGUCAUACAGGUGAAAGACCUUUUGUUUGUGACUCUGACAGUUGUGGUUGGACCUUCACCAGCAUGUCGAAACUCCUAAGGCAUAAAAGGAAACAUGAUGACGACCGGAGGUUUACCUGCCCUGUGGAAGGCUGUGGGAAAUCAUUCACAAGGGCAGAGCAUCUGAAAGGCCACAGCAUAACUCACCUGGGCACAAAGCCAUUUGAGUGUCCUGUGGAAGGGUGCUGUGCUCGGUUUUCUGCUCGCAGCAGUCUGUACAUUCACUCAAAGAAGCACCUCCAGGACGUGGAUGCUUCCAAAAGCCGCUGCCCAGUCUCCAGCUGUAAUCGACAGUUUACGUCCAAACACAGCAUGAAGACUCAUGUGGUCAAACAGCACAACUUGCGCCAAGAUCUCUUAACUCAGUUAGAAGCUGCAAGUUCUCUUACACCCAGCAGUGAACUUACCAGCCCAGGACAGAGCGAGCUUAAUAACAUAGACCUGGUGUCUCUCUUCUCUAAUGCAUCUGGUGACAGUAAUAGCUCUGCAGUUGCAUCGGACAUGGCAUUGGUGAACUCUGGGAUCUUGACUAUUGAUGUUACUUCUGUGAGCUCAUCUCUAGGAGGGAAUCUUUCUGUUAACAACAGUUCCUUGGGACAGAUGGACCCCUUGGUCCUGGUGGCCAACAGUGACAUUUCUCCCAGUUUGGAUAGCCCUCUCAUGCUUGGAUCAAUGGCCACAGUUCUUCAGCAGAGCAACUUAAGUCCAGAUGAUGUGCAGACUGUAAGUGCAGAAGCAUUAGGUUGUUUGGUACCUCUGCCUGUGAAAAAGAAUUUGAGUCAAGAGCCACAUGCCUUGACUUCCAGCAGCAGUUCAACAUUGAAUAUAUGCACAUCAGCCUCUUCAAGCAGCCCCAGUGGAAACAACUGCGUGCCAGAACUGCUGGCUCCAAUUAAAGUGGAACCGAACUUGCCUCCUGACCCAGAUAUUGGGCUUCAGGAAGGAGGCAAAGUGGACACCCAGUUUGUGCUCUCUCAUGCAGGAGGUUCCAGCGCUCACAAAGAGACAGACCUCAGUGCGCUGCCCAGCAACUUGUAUUUGGAAAGUGAGGGUUCAGCAAGAACUGAUUACCGAGCCAUUCAACUAGCCAAGGAAAAAAAGCAGAAAGGAACUGGGAACAAUGCAGGAUCCUCAGGGCCUACUCAAAGAAAAAUACAAGACGGCAAAAGCAAUCCUAGUCACUUCUGCGCCAGCCAGAGCAGUUGGCUGUGCGGGGAGGUUGUGCCAAGCAGAGGUGUGAUGGGACCAGACCCAGCAGCUGGGAUGCGGUGUGUUCAGGUUCAGCUACAGCAGGAGGACUCCUCAGGUGAAGGUGCCUUGCCAGUUGCACUCAGCAUGCAGCCCCCACUGCUCUGUCCCCUGCUCACCAUGGACUUGCCUGUCUACGUCCUUCAGGAGGUGCUCCCCGUCCCAGAGGAUGCUGCUGGUCCCGAGGCCGCACCGUUGGCCAGAAGCACCAUCAAUCUCCAGGACUUGCAGUGA